AUGUUGUUCUACCUUACAUUUUGUCUGAUAUGCGUAUACGAUGUCAGGGGAACUUGCUCGAGGGACGAGACAGUGGAGGCAGCUAAAGUAGCGGAGCAAGUAGACGACAAACCCAUUAACACUGACACCUGGACUGAGGGGGAAACAGCUACCAUCAGAUGCAAGGACUAUGCCAAGUCGUGGACCUGGACCAACUCAAUACGAGCCCUACCAGGAGUAGAGACAAGCAAGAUAGAUGAGUACGACUCCGUCACCAACAAACAACUCGGUUACAUAGUGGUGAAGUGCGAGGGGAACUCUUUCAAACCGGACAUUUUUACUGGACAAACCUCCUGGUGUGCUCUGGGUUGCGCCCCAAUACCCGAGGACACGACACACUACUGGAAAGCUACCUACCCAGACGACACAGUGACCACUGUGAGAUCUGCAGCUCCUGUUAAUGUUAACCCUGCUACCUAUGUCACUGUCAGCUGCAGGGACGGUUAUGCGAGGAAGAAUAACGACAAUGGUGCUAAAGUGUCCAAGUGUGAUGUGGCCGGGUGGAUAGAACCUCUCAGCAGUUUCCCUAAAUGUGUCCCGGGAUGCCCGGACCUGACGAUGACAGUAAACAACAGAGUAGCUCUGAACACAAAACGUAGUGACACACAGGCUCCUUUUAUAACAGGAGAUACGAUAGAGUUCAAGUGCCAGGAUUCCCACAAGAUGGUGGGAGACAGCACCAUAACUUGCUCCUCUCUAAACAGCUGGGACAGAUCGGCUCCUCUCUGUGUCAACACUGCACUUAGGACCACACCACUGGUAGUGGUAGUGGUGGUGUCACUUCUGGGGUCCUUAUAUGUGGCUCUUUGUUGAGGGAUAGUUGUUGUAUUUGUAGGAGUGGGUUUAAUUUAGGGAUGUUGUUUGUUAUUUUGUAAAAGGCAGGAAUUGGUAUUUAUCAGAUUUUAUCAAAGCUUUUCAUUAGUGCUUCCCAGUUCCUAGCCACAAUUUAUAUGAUAAGAAUGGAUUACGUAAAUUAUAAUUGGAUGAAUCCUUUUACUAUAUUAAAAGCUUAUUAAAGAUUAAAAGAUUAAAUUAAAGCAAAUCAGUAUCACGACUCACGAGCGAAAUUUCAUAAAACUGUCUGAGCAAAUCAUUCAAUUUUUUGAGAUGAUGAUUUUAGUUUUUGCAUGAAGUUAGCCACAUUUCAAUAAAAGUGUUAAUAUCUUGGGAAUACUUGAGGUACACACUGUUCAUGAAGUCUUCUAAACCUUGCCUCCGUUGGGAGAUGAAAUCUUCUUUGAACUUUCCUAUGGGUAGGACAUUAUAACUAAUAAUGCAAUGGAACUAUACUACCGUUUUCUGACAAAAUGCUUAAAAUCCACUUAAAAUCCACUUAAAAUCCACUUAAAAUCCACUUAAAAUCCACUUAAAAUUCAUUUAAAAAUCCGAGGUUUUCAAGCACUUUUGGCACAUUUAUGACCAAUUUUGGCAUUUUAAGCUGUUUCAAAAGGGGGUUUAUGGGGGCCAGCGUUCUAAAUAUGGUUUCUAGUGGUUUUCAGGGAUAGUUCUUGACCCAAAAAAAUCAGGUUAAAGAAUUCAAUAUUUAAAAAUGGUAUUUAAGCACAUUUGUCAGAAAACGUUAUGCAUAUGUUAUAUCGAAGAUCAUAUCUAAUCAAAUUAUUUAUCUAUGAUUAAUUUUACAAUUUUUAUCCAACAAAAUAUAAAAGCAAUAUUAUUGAAUCCAACCUUUGCAGUGAAAAUGUACGACAAAUUGAAAGUGAAACACUAACCAAUAACUUUCUUCUGUGGGAAGUCAGGUAGAGCGCUGGGGGGAAAAGAGAAUGAUUUUACUAAGGAUUCCCGGAGUGAGACGAAAUCUGAAUACCGUUUCUCGUUCGAUAUUACUUUACCCUGAAUAAAUUGUUAGUUUAAAAAGAAUAUAUACUCAAGAUCAGGAAUGGAACUUUAAUCCCUUAAUAAGUCUUUAUAAGGAGUUUUUAAGGUACGGCCACAGCGUUAAAACGAGUAGUGAAAGUGAAAGUGAAAGUGAAAGUGAAAGUACUUACUCCGACAGUGUGAAGAGUACAGUGGUAGAGCGAGUAGUCACCGAAGAACCCAGAUACGUUCCGAGAGUGGGUAACUUGGACAAACUUCUGUAACAAAAACAGAUAUGAGCACAUAAUUUGUGGAGGCAAUUUAAAGGUAUAUUAUCUGUUAGGUUUUAUCAUUCUCUGUUGAUAUGUGAUGAGGUUAGCUGAGUUUGAUUGCUGUAUUACCAUUUCAAU
This is a messenger RNA of Bolinopsis microptera, 2264 nucleotides long. RefSeq lists its product as uncharacterized. The record is from RefSeq and is a predicted model, not a curated record. Bases 1 to 852 code for a protein of 283 amino acids. The transcript has 7 exons. Lineage: Eukaryota; Metazoa; Ctenophora; Tentaculata; Lobata; Bolinopsidae.